Molecule: messenger RNA, 2204 nt
Organism: Fundulus heteroclitus (mummichog)
Lineage: Eukaryota; Metazoa; Chordata; Actinopteri; Cyprinodontiformes; Fundulidae
Gene: pcolce2b
Product: procollagen C-endopeptidase enhancer 2b
Exons: 9
Coding region: 79-1374 (431 amino acids)
Molecular function (GO): protein binding
Source: RefSeq, a predicted model, not a curated record
GCAGUUGCUCAAAAUCCCCGCAGCAACUCCUGGGCACUUCAGCCCCCCCCCCCUCCUCCGCUUCAGCUGCAGAGCGCAAUGCCACGGAGCGAAAACAGGCGCAGCGCCUGCUCCGUUCACCCAGCCAUGUGGAGGACAUGCAGUAUCUUUUGCGCAUGGACCCUGCUGUUCCUUACGGAAGUCUGCGCGCAGUCUCAUCGACCAAUCUUUACAUGUGGCGGAAACAUCACAGGGGAGUCUGGAGUCAUCGGAAGCCAGGGUUACCCGGGAGUUUACCCCCCAAACACCAAAUGUGUGUGGAGAAUCACAGUACCUGAAGGCAAGGUGGUCGUACUGUCGUUUCGCUACAUCGAUCUGGAGAACGACAACUUUUGUCGCUACGACUACGUGGACGUACACAGCGGCCAUGUCAACAGCCAGAGACUCGGCCGCUUCUGUGGGACCUUCAAGCCCGGAGCCCUCGUGUCCACAGGCAACAAGAUGCUCCUGCAGAUGGUGUCUGACGCCAACACUGCCGGCAGUGGCUUCCUCGCCGUUUUCUCUGCUGCCCACCGUCACGAGAGAGGUGACCAGUACUGUGGAGGCAGACUAGAUAAGCCGUCUGGGACUUUCAAAACACCCAACUGGCCCGAAAAGGACUAUCCAGCUGGCGUGUCUUGCUUCUGGCAUAUAGUGGCCCCAAAAAACCAGAUCAUCGAAGUGAAGUUUGAGAAGUUCGACGUGGAGCGGGACAACUACUGCCGCUACGACCACGUCUCCAUCUUCAACGGGCCAGAAAUCAACGACGCCAGAAGGAUCGGCAAAUACUGCGGAGACAGCCCCCCAGCGCCGGUGUUCUCGGAGGGGAAUCAGCUCCUGAUCCAGUUCCUGUCAGAUCUCAGCCUGACCGCGGAUGGCUUCAUCGGACACUACAAGUUCAGACCGAAGAAGCUGCCCGUCACCACCACACCCCCGACCACCACUACACAGCCGGUCACUACUAGGCCCACACCUCUCAAGUACUCCGUCGCCUUGUGUCAGCAGAAAUGCAAGAGACGGGGAACCCUCGAGAGCAAUUACUGCUCCAGCAAUUUCGUGAUAACUGGGACGGUGAUUACGGCGGCGAUGAGGGGAGGAAGCAUGUACGCCACCGUCUCCAUCAUCAAUGUGUACAAGGAAGGCAGCCUGGUCAUCCAGCAGGCGGGGAAGACAAUGAGCACCAAGAUCAUUAUCCUGUGCAAGAAGUGUCCAUUAAUCAGACGAGGCUUGAACUACAUCUUCAUGGGCCAGGUGGACGAGGAGGGCCGGGGGAAGAUCGCCCCGCACCACUUCGUCAUGGCCUUCAAGAAGAAGAACCAGAAAGGACUGAACGUUCUGAAGAACAGGCAGUGCUGAUGGUUGCCCGUCCCGCCGCACCUUUCCCGCUCAGAACGAGGGCGGCGGGGGGCUCGGCUGUGGGUGGAAACCAUUAGGCGGGAAAGCAAAGCUCCUUCUCAACGACAGGAGCAAAACGCGACCUGGGUGCAGAGCUGGCAGGGCAAAACAAGGAAUACGAAUGGUUCAUUAAAUUAAGGCUAACUCAGCUUCUUGUUAUUGUGCCUUUCUUUCUGCAAGUUGGGCACACAGAGCGCUGAGUAAUUGCAGGCUGCGUCCUGUUUAAAAAGAACAGCUGGUCAUUCUUUUGUUUAAACGGAGAUUAACGAGCAGAAAAUAAGUCAAAAUUUACAUUCGCAAAUUUCCCCUGCAUUCCUGUCACGCUUCUCACAGAGAUUAUAUUGUGGCUACUUAGAAAAGAAUCCCUCUGUUCCCCCCCGUCUUCAAAUCUGUUCUGGCAUCACAUAUUGGCACUUUCUUUCUAAAAGUGGUUUCAAACUGUUCUGUUUAUAGUUUUAAACAAUUUAAAGCUGCAAAACGCAACGUGGAGAAAGACUUUGCGAAUUCUCCUAACUUCCCUGAUAAGCAGAGAGGAUUUAUUGUAUAUUUUUAUGACAACCAUUUAAAAAUGUCCUGUGCUCAGUUUUGAUGGGCAGGUGGUGAGUUUUAAAUGUGGUAACUUAAGUGCAAUAAUUAACGGUUCGUUCAAAAGGCUGACUUUGUGUUCAAAUAUUUACUGUUCAGUUAUAUGCAAGCAGCCAACAUCAGCUCAUGUCAUUUAAAAAAGAAGUCUAUGGAAAUUAUUUAUAAAGCAUUGUUUUCAUCUUACCAAAUAAAACUCUGACAUUCUC